Colias croceus (clouded yellow) is the source of this 907-nucleotide messenger RNA. Its product is annotated as alpha-ketoglutarate-dependent dioxygenase alkB homolog 6. Bases 131 to 811 code for a protein of 226 amino acids. NCBI's taxonomy places the organism in Eukaryota, Metazoa, Arthropoda, Insecta, Lepidoptera, Pieridae. The transcript is spliced from 2 exons. The record is from RefSeq and is a predicted model, not a curated record.
AGUGUCAUUAAAUGUACCUACAAUAAAAUCUUACAAAACUUUUGAAGAAGUUGAUUCUACUUAAAGUUAAAAUACUUCAAACGAAAUUUGAAAACUUAAGUGAUAUAUAGUAAUUUACCAAAACUAGACAAUGACCAAUGGAAAUAUCUGCUUAGAUAAGCUCAGAGUUACUUCGAUUGAUCCAACUGCGUAUUACAUCUCCGAAUUUAUAUCUGAAGAGGAAGAAAAGAAUAUAAUAAACAACAUAUAUGCAACACCGAAACCAAAAUGGACUCAAUUGUCUAACCGUAGGCUGCAGAACUGGGGUGGAAUCCCUCACAAUAAAGGCAUGAUAGCUGAAACAAUACCCCCUUGGCUCGAUCACUAUUUAGAAAGGAUACAUAGUUUAAAUUUAAUGGGGGGAAACAAACCAAACCAUGUGUUAGUCAAUGAAUAUACUCCAGGACAAGGCAUUUUACCACAUCUAGAUGGAUCCCUAUUCUACCCAACAAUAACUACCAUUUCCAUAGCCUCUCAUAUAGUUUUAAAUUUUUAUGAACCGUUAACAGAUAACAAAUCUAUGCACCCAGUAUUUUCUUUUUUAUUGGAACCAAGGAGUUUGCUAGUGUUACAAGAAAAAUUAUUUAAUCAUUACUUGCAUGGUAUAGAUGAAGUUAAGCAUGAUAUAAUUGAUGAUUCAAUUUUAAAUUUAAAUAUGUGUUCAAAUAGAUAUAGUAAGGGUUCUGUAGUUGAUCGGCGAACUAGAAUAUCGUUAACUAUAAGACAUGUUCCUAAAACAACAAAGUUUAAAUUGAAUAUUGGGAAGAGAUAGAGCUAUAGAUAUAUAGAUAAUUUAUAAUAUUGUUAUUAACUAGUAGCUGUUUAUUGGCUGUGUACAAAUUUUGAUUAAAAUUUAUAUUUUUUUACA